Daucus carota subsp. sativus is the source of this 1584-nucleotide messenger RNA. Its product is annotated as vanillin aminotransferase. Gene Ontology annotation, molecular function: pyridoxal phosphate binding; S-adenosyl-L-methionine:8-amino-7-oxononanoate transaminase activity. The record is from RefSeq and is a predicted model, not a curated record. Lineage: Eukaryota; Viridiplantae; Streptophyta; Magnoliopsida; Apiales; Apiaceae. The coding region runs from base 1 to 1536 and encodes 511 amino acids. The transcript is spliced from 19 exons. Gene Ontology annotation, biological process: biotin biosynthetic process.
AUGAAAAAUUGGAUUUGUUCUCUAUUAGUAGCAGCUUCCACCCCUAGAAAAUCUGCUCUACAGGCUGCAGCAGCUUCCACAAGUUUAUCAGAAGCUUAUUGUAUAAGAGUAGCUAGACAUAUGGCUUCAAAUACAUCCAUGCACAAGGAUUUUCAUCAUGAUGCUGAUGAUCAAGGAUAUAAAGGACAUGGUUUGCUGCCACCUUUUACGGCUGGGUGGCAAACGAAUGAAAAACCUCUUCUCAUAGCCAAAUCCCAGGGUUGUUAUGUCUAUGACACGAAUGGAAAAAAGUAUCUUGAUUCUCUUGCUGGUCUAUGGUGCACAGCCUUAGGAGGGAGUGAACCACGCUUGAUUGAUGCUGCAACUAAACAGCUUAGCACCCUGCCGUUUUAUCAUUCUUUUUGGAAUCGUUCCACAAAACCCACGCUGGAUCUCGCGAAGGAGCUUCUGGAAAUGUUUACUGCUAAUAAAAUGAAGAAAGUAUUCUUCACAAAUAGUGGCUCAGAAACCAAUGAUACUCAGGUAAAGCUAGUUUGGUAUUAUAACAACGCACUUGGAAGGCCAAACAAGAAAAAGAUUAUUUCCAGAUUAAACUCGUACCAUGGAUCUACUGUUAUAUCAGCUAGUCUUUCAGGCCUUACUCCACUGCAUCAGAAUUUUGAUCUGCCCGCUCCAUUUGUUUUGUACACUGAUUGCCCUCAUUAUUGGAGAUAUCGUAUUGAAGGUGAGACAGAAGAAGAUUUCUCAACAAGGUUAGCUAAUAAUUUGGAAGAGCUUAUCCUAAAAGAGGGACCAGAGACGAUCGCUGCCUUCAUUGCAGAGCCGGUCAUAGGGGCAGGAGGAGUCAUUCCACCUCCAGCUACUUAUUUUGAUAAAAUUCAAGCUAUUGUCAAAAAAUAUGACAUUCUAUUUAUUGCUGAUGAGGUGAUUUGUGCAUUUGGAAGACUGGGAACUAUGUUUGGCUGCGAUAAAUACAAUAUCAAGCCAGAUCUUGUCUCUGUAGCAAAGGCUCUUACUUCCGGAUAUAUGCCAAUUGGUGCUGUUUUGGUAUGCCCUGAAGUUUCAGAUGUUAUAUACUCUGAAAGCAACAAACUGGGUUCUUUUAAUCAUGGAUUCACUACUUCGGGGCAUCCAGUCUCCUGUGCUGUUGCAUUAGAAGCACUGAAGAUCUACAAGGAGAGAAAUAUUGUUGAGCAGGUGAAGAACUUAUCUCCGAAGUUUCAAGAUGGUAUAAGGGCCUUUUCCGACAGUCCAAUUAUUGGCGAGAUUAGAGGAACUGGUUUAAUCAUUGUGACAGAGUUCACAGAUAACAAGUCGCCAACUGAUCUCUUCCCUCAAGAAUGGGGCAUAGGUGCAUAUUUUGGAGCAGAGUGUGAGAAGCUUGGGAUGCUGGUGCGCGUCGUCUAUGACCACAUCAUUAUGAGUCCUCCCUUGAUCAUCACCCCGACUGAACUUGACGAGUUGAUAAGCAAAUACGGGAAAGCACUCAAGGCCACCGAGGAAUAUGUGAAACAACUCAAGGCUAAGCAGAAGUGAUCAUCUGUUACUCAGCAUGAAAAAAAUAAGAAUGACUAUUACUACUAC